GCCCCCCUGUCCACACCCCCACACCCCCCUAGCCCUAUAAAUAGGCCCAGCUCAGGCUGUGGCUGAAGCUUACUACACUGGAGCCCCAGGCAGUUAGUCUCCUCACGCCACGGCCCACCAAGCCCCCAGCCAACAUGGCCAGCGAGUUUAAGAAGAAGAUCUUCUGGAGGGCGGUGGUGGCUGAGUUUCUGGCCAUGAUCCUCUUCGUCUUCAUCAGCAUCGGCACUGCCCUGGGCUUCCAGUACCCGGUGGGCAGCAACCAGACGGCUGUGCAGGACAACGUGAAGGUUUCGCUGGCCUUUGGCCUGAGCAUCGCCACGCUGGCCCAGAGUGUGGGCCACAUCAGCGGCGCCCACCUCAACCCAGCUGUCACACUCGGGUUGCUCCUCAGCUGCCAGAUUAGCAUCCUUCGGGCCGUGCUGUACAUCGUGGCCCAGUGCGUGGGCGCCAUCGUCGCCACUGCCAUCCUCUCUGGCGUCACCUCCUCCCUGCCUGAUAACUCGCUGGGCCGCAAUGAUCUGGCCCCUGGUGUGAACUCGGGCCAGGGCCUGGGCAUCGAGAUCAUCGGCACCCUGCAGUUGGUGCUGUGCGUAUUGGCUACCACUGACCGCCGGCGCCGCGACCUGGGCGGCUCAGCACCCCUCGCCAUCGGCCUCUCUGUGGCCCUGGGACACCUGCUGGCAAUUGACUACACAGGCUGCAGCAUUAACCCAGCUCGGUCCUUCGGCUCUGCGGUGCUCACCCACAACUUCAAUAACCACUGGAUCUUCUGGGUAGGGCCAUUCAUCGGAAGCGCUCUGGCCGUGCUGAUCUACGACUUCAUCCUGGCACCGCGCAGCAGUGACCUCACGGACCGUAUAAAGACGUGGACCAGCGGCCAGGUGGAGGAGUACGACCUGGAUGGAGAUGACAUCAACUCCAGGGUGGAGAUGAAACCCAAAUAGAGGGGCUGGGGCCCCGGGGCACUGACAUGGGGGGUGGGGGCAAGGGCUGAAAUCCGCAUUGCAGACACUCUGACAAGCUGGACAAAGGCACUCCCAACUCUAAAUGGGCCCAGCCUGUAGAGGGAGGCCAAGCCUCACCUUGGUGGGAUGUGUCUCUAUCACUUUCUUUCUCUGUUUCCUGGCCUCAGAGCUUCCUGAGGACCAAGGUUUGCCCAUUCCCCUACUUCCUUGACAUUAUGGAAGAGAUGAAAGAGAGACCCUACCUGCUAGUUGUGCCCCUCAGAGUGCAGCUUUUAUGACCUGGAAGGGGGCUGUCAGACAGUUCCCCUUAUCCUGCUCACCUGCUGCAG
Molecule: messenger RNA, 1294 nt
Organism: Ochotona curzoniae (black-lipped pika)
Lineage: Eukaryota; Metazoa; Chordata; Mammalia; Lagomorpha; Ochotonidae
Gene: AQP1
Product: aquaporin 1 (Colton blood group)
Exons: 4
Coding region: 135-944 (269 amino acids)
Biological process (GO): carbon dioxide transmembrane transport; hyperosmotic response; renal water transport
Cellular component (GO): membrane
Molecular function (GO): glycerol transmembrane transporter activity; water channel activity; ammonium channel activity
Source: RefSeq, a predicted model, not a curated record